AUGCCAUUACCUAUGGACUUCAUCUACCGCUAUUCUUUUGAGCCCACAGACUGUGAUACUGAUGGUCUUUGUGAUGGCGUCCCUAUCCGCAAGCACAAGGGCUUAGACCUUGAUGAAGUUGCGAUUUACAAAGCCCAGUAUGAUUGGGAAGAACAUGUGGGACCCAAGCUACCUUUCAGAGGUGGUAUGGGCCCAGUGCAUAAUUUCAUCUGCCUCACAUUGCCCGAGUGUCUGCCCGAGAGACUUGAGAUCGUCUCAUAUGCAAACGAAUUUGCGUUUCUUCAUGAUGAUAUUACAGACGUGGAGUCAGCAGAGACGGUGGCGGCUGAGAACGAUGAGUUCCUUAAUGCCCUGCAGCAAGGUAUCCGAGAUGGGGAUAUCGAAAGUCGCAAUUCUGGAAAACGGCACCUUCAAGCCUAUAUCUUCAAGCAAAUGGCAGCCAUCGACCGGCCGCGUGCAUUGGCAGCCAUGAACGCGUGGGCCACCUUUGUCAAUACAGGCGCUGGGUGCGCCCACGACACAAACUUCAAGACCUUUGAUGAAUAUCUUCACUAUAGAUCAACUGAUGUUGGUUAUAUGUUCUGGCACGCUCUCAUCAUCUUCGGCUGUGCUAUCACAAUCCCCGAUCAUGAGAUCAACCUGUGCCACCAGCUGGCUCUCCCAGCAAUCGUGUCGGUAACCUUGACCAAUGAUAUCUGGUCUUAUGGUAAAGAAGCCGCCGCAGCGGAGAAGUCUGGAAAGCCUGGCGACUUUGUCAAUGCUCUUGUUGUUCUUCAAAGACAGCAUAACUGCUCGCUUCAAGAAGCCGAACGUCUCUGCAGAGCACGCAACAAGAUCGAAGUCGCCAAGUGUCUCCAGGUCACCAAGGAGACAAGAAAAAGAAGCGACGUUUCUCAAGAUCUCAAAGACUACAUCUACCACAUGCUCUUUGGUAAGUGGAAAUGCUAUCUGGAGCACUCACAAGCCAGGCUGCUGCAGACAAAGGAGCAGCUCGAGUCUUCUUAUGAUCCGGUACAGGCUGCUAAAGAAGCGUCUAUGACAGAGGCCACCGAAAUUCACAGACUGUCGACGCCGGAUAGCCCCGGCAUCGAAGAGCUUUCAGUCAGGGCAAUCUUGGAGAAGAACCGUCAGAAUGACGACAAGCCUUCUGAAUGGGCUGGCGGUUCUGAGACAUCUGAGCCUACUACCAGUGACCACUCCCUUGAGAAUGGUCGCGACGAUUCUUCCACUGCCUGUAGCGCUGAGGAAGCAGACCCCAACUCCGAUACAAGUAUCGCAGGCAAUGGGUCUGGAUGGACAGUUCCUCAAUCGGCUGACACUACGCACAAGAAAACAUGGUCUGAUGCUUGUGCUCAGAACCUGCCUCCGAUGAAGGACGAUGUCGUCAUGGAGCCCUAUCGAUAUCUGUGCUCCUUGCCUUCCAAGGGAGUUCGAAACAAGGCAAUUGAUGCUCUUAACUUCUGGCUCAAGGUUCCUGCAGAUCAAGUCAACACAAUCAAGGCCAUUACCGAAAGUCUUCAUGGGUCAUCACUUAUGCUUGAUGAUAUUGAAGACCACUCUCAGCUCCGACGUGGCAAGCCAUCUGCCCACGCUGUAUUUGGUGAAGCGCAGACGAUUAACUCGGCGACCUUCAAGUAUAUCCAGUCUGUUAGCCAGCUGAACCGGCUGACGAGCCCCAAGGCAUUGGGUAUCUUUGUUGAUGAGAUCAGGCAGCUGUUCAUCGGGCAGGCGUACGAGCUUCAGUGGACUUCCACUAUGAUCUGUCCAUCACUGGAUGAGUAUCUUCAGAUGGUUGAUGGCAAGACUGGUGGUUUGUUCCGCCUCCUGAUGCGACUCAUGGCGGCUGAGUCUUCGGUGGAUGACAAGGUCGACUUCAGUCGCUUAUGCCAACUAUUCGGUCGAUUCUUCCAGAUCCGCGAUGACUAUGCCAAUCUCAAGCUUGCCGAUUACACUCAGCAAAAGGGAUUCUGUGAAGAUCUGGACGAGGGCAAAUUCUCCCUAACCCUCGUCAUCAUCUUCAAUGAACCCACCAGGUCGCCCAAAGCAACAGCUCAGCUGAGGAACCAGCUGGUUCAGCGCAGCAUCAACAAAUGUAUGACCUUUGAACAGAAGAUCUUGGCGUUGGACCUUAUCGAGGAGGCUGGUGGCUUUGUGGAGACUGAAAAGGUACUGCACUCGUUAUACAAUGAGCUGGAAGUAGAGCUACAGAGGCUAUCUGGUGUCUUCGGGGUGGAGAACCAUCAGCUUGAGCUUAUUCUUGAGAUGCUGCGUGUGGAAUAG
Messenger RNA from Fusarium subglutinans, 2280 nucleotides. RefSeq names its product polyprenyl synthetase. Gene Ontology annotation, molecular function: prenyltransferase activity. The record is from RefSeq and is a predicted model, not a curated record. Gene Ontology annotation, biological process: isoprenoid biosynthetic process. Lineage: Eukaryota; Fungi; Ascomycota; Sordariomycetes; Hypocreales; Nectriaceae. The transcript has 5 exons. The coding region runs from base 1 to 2280 and encodes 759 amino acids.